UAGCAGCUAUAUCCUCCAAGAAGACUUCGAGCCGCUGCCUCAGCCUCAGCCCCGGCGCUAAACCCUGCAAAAACCCCCCGGCACCUCCGCCCUGGACCGGCCGCUCGAUCCGUGACGUCGCCGGUCGCGUCCGCAAUCGCAAUGGGGCAGCUCGGAUCGCCGCUUCGAACGCCGGUAUCGGUCCCGAGACGAUGCUCGUGAGACAGAUUCCGGGUCACAUGGCUUGGGCUUCUCUCGUCGCCAAGCACCGGCGGACCGGAAUACCAGUCGGGUAUUUCAGUUUCGGGGCGGGCGCGAAAAGGGUUGCCGGAGAAACGCGAGGAGCUUCGCCCCACAAUGCCGGAGGAGCGAAAAGUCUCGGGCUUGUGCCUUCUGGUAGAGGGGGCCUCGGAGUUCCUGCGCGUGCAGGGUUUGCUUUGGAUUCGCCUGCCAGGGCAAGAAACAUGUGCAAUGUUGAAGCUGUUAAAAAAUCAUUAUACACAACUCAGGCCUCUCCUGAUGACGAAGAAGUGGUGGACCACUUCUUGUGUACAGUUCUUGCAGAUAUAGAAAAUAACCCUGCGUCGAGCUGGGAAGCCUGUUUUACUUACAUUGAUAAACUGUGCAAAUCAGGAAAUUUCUCAUCUGCUCUGAGGUUGCUAAAAUGCUUGCACGAUAAGGGCAUCUUUCUGGGUCAGAAUGCCUAUAAUUCCCUACUCACUAUGGCUACAGAAGGAAAUGAGGUGGACUUUUCAUCUUACAUUUUUAAGCAUCUGUUGGUGUCUCGUGAAUCAUUAAGUUCAGCUGCUUAUUUAAGUAUUGCCAAGGUCUUUAAGCAAAGUGAGUGUUCCCAUCUUCUCAGAUUUGUCAAGGAUAUUUCAGAGCUGACUUCUCCAAAAAGCACACCAGUUCUGAAUAGAAUCAUAUACUCCUUUGCUGAAUGUGGGCAGAUUGACAAGGCGCUCUUGAUAUUUGAUCAACUCGAGAGCCUAACAUGUAAACGAGAUUUAAUUACUUACAACACUGUGUUGGAUGUCUUGGGUCGUGUUGGUCGUUUAAAUGAAAUGCUCCAUGAAUUUGCUGCUAUGAAAGAAGCCAGCAUUAUCCCUGAUGUUGUAACAUACAACACAUUAUUGAACAGUUUGCGGAAGGUUGGUCGACUAGAUAUGUGUUCAAGUAUCUGGAAGGAAAUGAAAGAUAGUGGUGUGCAACCAGAUUUGCUUACAUAUACCGCACUUAUUGAGUGUUUUGGCCGCUCGGGGAACGUUCAUCAGUCAUUGAGUCUCUUCCAUGAGAUGAAGUUGAAGCAGAUUCGCCCUUCUAUACACAUCUAUAGAUCGCUAAUCAGCCAUCUAAAGAAAAUGGGUAAAGUGGAAGUUGCAAUGGCCAUUUCCGAGGAAAUGAACUCAUCACUUUCAGAACUUGCUGGCCCAAAGGAUUUUAAACGAAACAAAAGAUAGUUAUAACAAACAAGUUCCUGGUUUCAAAUUGAAUCCGAAUAUCUGUUAUUAGUGACAUUUUAGGUGACAAGGCGAAAGUACUAUGGGGCAGGCAGCACUUCAUUUAUUCAAGUGAUAUGUAAUGGUAAAACCUACAAAGUUGAGCAAGUAAAAACUACAAUUGCUGAUGAUGCUGCUCUUCUAGAUGUGCAUCACUGACUCGAACUCUUCCUUCUGGGUGCAAGUGGAAGAAGCAAGAACUGAUCCAUAAUGUUGACUCGUCAGUCCAGUGGUGGCCCAAUCUGUUGGUGUCACCCUUUGGCAUUGUGGAAUAUUGCUGACUGAGAUUUAAUACGCCUGUGAGAUUGUGGGAGCUAAAAAUUGUUAUAGUCUGUUUGCAAAUGAAAGGAUCAACUGCAAAGCCGGCUUCAUAAUUUAAGAGGCGGGACGCCUGCCUUGUUCAGGUUGGUGGCAGGAGAUCUUUUGGGGCUUUCCUAUGAAGUUAUCUGUGCUAUCCAUGAUGGGGACCCGAUUACGGGACUUUCAACCAUGUUUUCCAUUUGCCAAACUCUGCCUACCUUCCUGAAUUAAGCACGGCAAAAUAAUCUGAAGGCGAAGUGAAGUGACAAAUGCUUAUGAUGAUUUAUGGUGUGCACAACCUUGUAGUUGGUGAAACAAUUCUCCCCUUCCCAAAAAGAUACGGCUGAACGGACGAUGAAACAAGUAAAGGAGCACACGUUAUCGUCUCUUGGUUGUCUUUUGAUUAAUUUUGACUGCAGUUGGAGAAGAUAAAUGGAUAACAAAGAAGCACCUUCUCUUUGCUUUGUUUUAGUUUCCUGUGUGCCAUGGUAGGUAGGGCCACUGCUUGUUUGUUGAGGAUCAACGAGAGUUUAGUCUUCUCCAGCAUUGGGAGUUAUGUUCCUUUUGCCAGAA
This is a messenger RNA of Eucalyptus grandis, 2351 nucleotides long. Its product is annotated as pentatricopeptide repeat-containing protein At1g11900. The coding region runs from base 192 to 1439 and encodes 415 amino acids. Lineage: Eukaryota; Viridiplantae; Streptophyta; Magnoliopsida; Myrtales; Myrtaceae. Gene Ontology annotation, molecular function: protein binding. The transcript has 5 exons. The record is from RefSeq and is a predicted model, not a curated record.